Knipowitschia caucasica is the source of this 414-nucleotide messenger RNA. NCBI's taxonomy places the organism in Eukaryota, Metazoa, Chordata, Actinopteri, Gobiiformes, Gobiidae. The record is from the annotation of a GenBank genome assembly.
AUGAAGAGUGGUGGACAAUACCUCAAAGACUGUAUUGGAAUUGCGAGUUCUGGGUUGUGGCGGCUGGUUCUGGGGCAGAGCGGGCAGAGGCAGCUGGUUGUGGGGCAGAGCGGGCAGAGCCAGCUGGUUGUGGGGCAGAGGCAGCUGGUUGUGGGGCAGAGGCAGCUGGUUGUGGGGCAGAGCCAGCUGGUUGUGGGGCAGAGCGGGGAGAGGCAGCUGGUUGUGGGGCAGAGCGGGCAGAGGCAGCUGGUUGUGGGGCAGAGCGGGGAGAGGCAGCUGGUUGUGGGGCAGAGCGGGCAGAGGCAGCUGGUUGUGGGGCAGAGGCGGCUGGUCCUGUGGCAAAGGCGGCUGGUUCUGGGGCAGAGUGGGCAGUGGUGGCUGGUUCUGGGACAGGCAGGUAUUAAGGUGUUUUAG